GGGCCGGCGCCGGGGCCGCCGUGGGCGCCGCGCUCCCGCCGCUCGCUGUCGGGCCCGCGGGCCCCGCGCCGGGCUCAGGAUGCCGCUGGGGCUGAAGCCCACCUGCAGCGUGUGCCGCAGCACGUCCUCUUCCAUGUGGAAGAAGGGCGGGCAGGGCGAGAUCCUGUGCAACAACUGCACGGCCCGCUCGGCGCCGCCGCCCCCCGCCGCCUUCGCCACCACCUCGGCCGCCGCCCAGCACAGCAACGGCGGCGGCGGCGGAGGCGGCGGCGGCGGGAAGCAGAGCAAGCAGGAGAUCCACCGCCGCUCCGCGCGGCUCAGGAACACCAAGUACAAGUCCGCGCCCGCCGCGGAGAAGAAGGUUUCCACGAAGGGCAAGGGCAGGAGGCACAUCUUCAAGCUAAAAAACCCCAUCAAGGCUCCUGAGUCUGUAUCCACUAUAAUUACAGCAGAAUCAAUCUUUUAUAAGGGCGUCUACUACCAAAUUGGAGACGUCGUUUCGGUGGUCGACGAGCAGGAUGGAAGAACAUACUACGCUCAGAUCCGUGGUUUUAUUCAGGACCAAUACUGUGAAAAGAGUGCGGCACUAACCUGGCUCAUUCCUACACAAGCCAGCCCCAAAGACUGUUUUGACCCAGCAUCCUAUAUCAUUGGACCAGAAGAAGAUCUCCCAAGGAAAAUGGAAUAUUUAGAAUUCGUUUGUCAUGCACCUUCAGAAUAUUUCAAAUCUCGAUCAUCUCCCUUCCCUACUGUUCCUACAAGGCCAGAGAAGGGCUAUAUAUGGACUCAUGUGGGACCUACGCCUGCAAUUUCCAUUAAAGAAACUGUAGCAAAUAAUUUAUAAUUUUUUUAAGGAAUACUUUGGACUAGUUAUUUUGGGUGUAUCCUCCAGUUUGUAAACCCCAUACAAGAAGUUUUAAAAAUUUUGAAAUGUGCCGGUUUACUUUAUGGAUUAUGGUAUUUAUUUAUUUUAGAUAUAUCGGGUCUUUGAAGUGGAAGUUUUCAUUCCAGUUGAUGCAUCAUUUCAGUGCUCUGUUCUUCAGACAUUAUUGCAAAUCUUGGGACAAAACCACAAGUUUCAGCAGUCGUCUUUGACUCCUGAAAGUUGCCUUUUUAAGUUAUCUUCCAGAAGAGGAGUUUAAAAGACAUAAUCAUCCAGGAUUUUAUAUAACUGUUUAAUUUAGUUAACUGUGACUGCUGGUUUUAUUUCCUUGUUAAAUAAUUUAACUCUGGCUUCUCCUAAAUACUAAAAUGGUCAGUGAUGCAGUUAACAGUUUUCUGUUGUAUGGAGAGGAGUGUUCUACCUCAAUUUCUCCAGACUAAAACCUCAUCCUCAAAGAGGGACUCCAACAGUCACCUUUUAAGGGAAUUUUGUUCAUCUAAUUCUGAAAUGGGGGCCUCUGUAUGUUGCUUUCUGCUAAACUUACUUAUAUAAUGGCAUAAAUUUCCUGAAAAAUUGGAAGCAGAUUCAAAAAGUAGUGUUAUUUGCCAGCCUGGCAUCCUCAGGGCAGACAUGUAUCUGCAUUUACUGAGCAAGCCAACACUGACAUAUGAUUUGAGUUUCAGAGUGUUAAUAUUUGUUUGCUUGUUAACUUGGACUCAUAAAAUUGAUUUUAAAUUGUUUUUCAGUCCUCAAAUUAAUGAUGGUAAGGAAAAAAAAAAUGGUCAGGCAAUUCAAAUAGAAAAAAAAAUCGGAGCGGGAAAUAAAAACUAAUUUUAUGUAUUGACAGUCUCAGCGUAACAAGAAAAAUGUUUAAAUAGCAGAACAUGAGAAAUGCCACAUACUAAAAUACCAAUGGAUUUUUCUGCUCUAAACUUUUUACAAGCCAGUCAGCUCUAAACACAAUGAAAUGUGCUUGUAUGGCCUGAAUUCCAGGGGCUUAGUGGUUCCUGCUGCCUGUGAAGGGUAAGUGCUGUAAGUGCCCUUAAAUUUAAAUGUGCUGAUCUUUUCUGGUGGUUUUGGUUUUUUUUUCCUUUGUAUGAACAUAUGUGACCAGCACCCAGAACGCCCAAAUCACCUUUAAGAUAUUGUAUGAAAGCAUAAAAAUGUUGCACUAGGCUUAUGCUGAACUUUAUGAAAAAAUUAACUUUAUGAAAGACUUUAAUUUAAGACAUAGCAUAUUUGAAAGUCUCAGGUAUUGACAACUUUGCAUACAGUGGGACCUGUGAGGGCAGGAACCAGAUAGAUUUGUUUUGGCCUGCAGCCUCUCUUCUGCCCUCUUCAAAUACAAGGAAGAUCAGUCAUCCUUAAGGGAGUAGAUCUAAAGUUGUGAUACUGUCAAUAAUUCAGAAUGCUCAGAAGUUAGCAAUAUACUGCUAAUACAGAGUUAAAUCUUAAUCCUCAGUUGUUUACAAAGAUGAGAUGUGUGCCCAUGUUCAAUAUCUUGCAGUAAUUAAUCCUGAGAUGACCUCACUUCUCUCUAUUCUCUCCUUUCAAUUCCUCUGGAUUUUUUUUUUUUCUUAUUUCUUUAUUAACAGUUACAAGAAAAUAAAAAUAACAAGUCUUAAUUUACAGUAACCAGCGUGACUCCCUUGACUCAGAUGUUUUCCUUCCUUUCUCUGCAGUCCACAGUUUUCACUUGGGCUCACUCUAAAGUCUCCUUGCUGCCUCAGCAUAAUCCAUGGACCUGUCCUCUUCUGUGGGAUGUUUCACCUUAUCUGAAUUAUCAGGGGUGGAAAAGCCUUUCAUGGUCAUUGAGUCCAAUAAAGCUUAGCUGCUUUUCUUGUCAAAUCCUCAUAGGAAUAAGGAGGAAAACAAUGCUUACAUUGUUUUGGUUUUUUGAGUUCCUACAAGGUAUACCAAAUGAAAAGUACUUUUUGCCAUUUACCUUAUUUGUCAGUAAAUUGUAAUAUGAAAGGGACAACUCAUUUUUCAUCAGAAUACACCUUUCUAAAAUUCAGUGCUGCUAGUGGUUCAAGUAGUAUACUUCCCACUACAGUCUAAACAGACAAAAGUAUCUUUUUUUCAGAGACCUAUGGAACAACAUCCUUUAGUAAACACUAGGUAUUUCUAUUAUACUGGGAAAUAUUAAAAAUAAUAAAAUGAGCAAGAAUUGUG
Molecule: messenger RNA, 3058 nt
Organism: Hirundo rustica (Barn swallow)
Lineage: Eukaryota; Metazoa; Chordata; Aves; Passeriformes; Hirundinidae
Gene: GATAD1
Product: GATA zinc finger domain containing 1
Exons: 5
Coding region: 80-844 (254 amino acids)
Biological process (GO): chromatin organization; regulation of DNA-templated transcription
Cellular component (GO): nucleus
Molecular function (GO): zinc ion binding; sequence-specific DNA binding
Source: RefSeq, a predicted model, not a curated record